This is a messenger RNA of Rhagoletis pomonella (apple maggot), 1034 nucleotides long. RefSeq names its product actin-histidine N-methyltransferase-like. Gene Ontology annotation, molecular function: histone H3K4 methyltransferase activity; protein-L-histidine N-tele-methyltransferase activity; transcription coactivator activity. The record is from RefSeq and is a predicted model, not a curated record. Lineage: Eukaryota; Metazoa; Arthropoda; Insecta; Diptera; Tephritidae. Gene Ontology annotation, biological process: peptidyl-lysine monomethylation; peptidyl-lysine dimethylation; actin modification. The coding region runs from base 177 to 1019 and encodes 280 amino acids. The transcript has a single exon.
UUCUGCGAUAAGUUGACCGCACGUGCAUUGCCUUUUCGGGUUUUCAAUCGCAUUUUGGGGUGCAGUUGUUUGUUUUCAUUAUAAAAUCGUGUUUAAUAACAAACAAAACGAGUUAUAACUUCUGUGCUAAAAAAAGAAGUUGAGAAGUGAGGUGCGCGAAAGUCAAGUGUGUUGCAAUGGGAAAAAAUAAUAGGAAAAAAAAUAAAUCGGGUAGCAGCAAUAAGAAUCAGCAACCAGCCGAUGACGCUGCCCACGCACCAACCCAGUCAUCAUCUAAACAAGUGCAACAGCAACAACAAACAACCUUCAAGCGGCCCACACUGACGCUGCAGAAACGCAAUGAGCUUAGUUCCCUAAUCAGUGCACUGCUCGAAAUCGGUUUCCGACAGCCCGCAAACCCUAAAGAAGAAUGGGAUCAGUAUUUGGAGAUACAAGCGCUGUUGCACCGUGCGCAAAUACUCGAAGCACCGUUGCGUCGCCCCACUUCCAAUCCAAGUGUAGAGGCGCGGGUGGCCAACAUCGAAAACUUCUAUCGCUGGGCAGCAAAAAAUGGCCUGCGUUACGAAGGUGUGCGCAUAACACAAUUUCAAGGCUACGAAUUGGGCUUGGAAGCAACGCGUGACAUAGCCGACGAUGAGUUGCUUUUCUCUAUACCACGCAAGCUGAUACUCUCCGAAGAGAAUUUGGACUUGGAAAAUAGUCCAGCACAAUUUGGUUCGAUGUCCAAUUUGAAGCUGUCGUAUGUGUUAAUGCUUGAAGCAUUAAAGCCUGAUAGUUUUUGGAAACCCUACAUCGAUUUGCUGCCGGAGAAGUAUAACACAGUCCUAUACUUUAAUGGUAAAGAAAUGGAAAUGUUACGCGGCUCGAAUGCAUUACCGGCGGCUUUGCGUCAAUGUAAAGCGAUUGCGCGUCAAUAUGCGUUUCUGUACAAUUGCACCGUGCAAGCGCCACGUGCAGAUAAAUUCAAUCCGAUGGGACAGGCGUUCAAGGAGCAGUUCAGCUAUGAGUUGUAUCGGUGAGUAGGAAGUUAUUUG